Molecule: messenger RNA, 1152 nt
Organism: Alternaria viburni
Lineage: Eukaryota; Fungi; Ascomycota; Dothideomycetes; Pleosporales; Pleosporaceae
Exons: 2
Coding region: 1-1152 (383 amino acids)
Molecular function (GO): oxidoreductase activity; FAD binding
Source: RefSeq, a predicted model, not a curated record
AUGGCGAUUGUAACAGGUGCCAACCCCAGCGUUGGGCUCAUUGGGUGGCUCACAGGCGGUGGUCAUGGGCCGCUUUCGACCAGCUACGGGAUGGGGGCCGACAACCUGCUUGAGGCCACCAUUGUCACACCGAAUGGGGAAGUCGUCCUCGCAAACCCAUGUCAGAACCAAGAAUUGUUCUUCGCUAUACGAGGCGGAGGUGGCGGCACAUUCGGCAUCAUCACUGAAGUCGUCGUUCGCACUUUUCCAACCCCGAGAACUACUGCGCAUACCUUCCAAGUCCGCUUCAAACACCCAGGCAGAAGCACUGGUUUCUAUGCGUUCUUGGGCUUCCUGCACGCAGAGAUACAGCGGCUGAAAGAAGGCGGCAUGCAAGGGUAUUACUUGGUUGUGGGACCGCCUAUCGUUCCUACGCUAUCAUUCUCCUGGACAUUCUUACUUUACAACGCUGCAAGCGGAACGGUCGAGCUACUCAUGGAACCUAUCGAAGCGUAUCUGCACGAGCGGAAGCAGAUUUUUGAAUGGCAGUCGGUAAUAUCGCACACGGAUACGUACCUGGAGAUGCACAAAGCCAAUUUCACGAACGAGCAAGUCGCAAAUGGUGGCUCGGCAUAUGGGUCGAGAUUGCUCAGUGCUGAGAGUCUGGCGAACCCACACCUGACGGCGAUCGUAUUUUCGAAGAUCGGCCCAACCGAUGAUGCCUUUGAGCCAAAUGGACCAGUAACUAACCCACUCCUCAUCGGCCACAUGAUAGGCGCACCGAACGAACCAGCUUACUACCCUCUUCAAAGCAGUCUUAACCCUGCAUGGCGGAACACUCUCACGCACCUUAUCGUCGCAUCGCCGUUCGGUGACACUGCAUCCCAAGCCACCAUCGAUGAUGUGUAUUCAGAUAUCACACGCAGAAAAACCGAGGCACUGCGGCAACUCAGCCCCGACACUGGCGCAUACUUCAACGAAGGGGAUAGCUAUGAGCCGGAAUGGCAGCAAGCGUUCUGGGGCGAAAGGUAUUGGAUGUUGAGGGCAGUGAAGAGGAGGGCCGAUCCAAAGAACGUACUUUGGUGCCGCAGAUGCGUUGGGAGUGAGGCGUUGGUGGAGACCAAGGAUGGGCGGUUAUGUGAGGUGAAUGCGGAGGGCCACGAUGAGCUCUGA